Molecule: messenger RNA, 1833 nt
Organism: Phoenix dactylifera (date palm)
Lineage: Eukaryota; Viridiplantae; Streptophyta; Magnoliopsida; Arecales; Arecaceae
Source: RefSeq, a predicted model, not a curated record
CAAGCUGACAAUUAUAAUGGUAAAACUCCUAAUAUUAUUUAAAUUUUCAAAGAUUAGUAAUAAAACCAUGUCAUGCACUUACUGUAAAGAACUUUCAUAAACUAAGAUUUUUCAAAACUAAAGUUCCUAUUGCUUAUAUGCAGGUGUGGGAUUAAGCAUCUUAUUUAUUCUAAUCAUUGGAAGUUUGUUGUCAUGCUGGGUCUCAAAGAAAAGAAAACUAAUCAAAAUGAAAGCGAAGUUCUUUCAACAAAAUGGAGGCUUGUUUCUGCAGCAACAAAUCUUAAAUCAAGAUUCUAAUGCAACAGUGAAAAUCUUCAGUAUAGAGGAACUUGAAAAGGCAACCAACAACUUCAAUGAGAGCCAGAUCCUUGGUCACGGUGGAUAUGGUACUGUAUUCAAGGAUGUUUUGCCAAGCCAGAAAGUUGUCGCCAUCAAGAAGUCCAAAUUAGUUGAUGAGAGCCAGAUUGAGCAAUUUAUCAAUGAGAUUGCAAUCCUUUCUCAAAUAACUCACAAGAAUGUUGUUAGACUUUUGGGUUGCUGUUUAGAGACCCAAGUUCCACUGCUUGUGUACGAGUUUAUAUCCAAUGGAACCCUAUUCAACCAUAUCCAUGGUGAGAGUCAGGUUUUCUUAAUGCCAUGGGAAGACCGUCUAAGGAUUGCUGCUGAAGCGUUGUUGUAUCUGCACUCAGCGGUUUCAGUACCAAUCAUUCACAGAGAUGUCAAGUCUGCAAACAUACUGUUAGAUGAGAAUUAUAUAGCUAAAGUAUCAGAUUUUGGAGCUUCGAGGUCAGUCCCAUUUGAUCAAACACAUAUAACCACCCUUGUGCAAGGGACAUUUGGAUACUUAGAUCCGGAGUACUUCCACACAAGCAAGCUAACAGAGAAGAGUGAUGUCUAUAGCUUUGUGGUAGUUCUUGUAGAGCUGUUAACUAGAGAGCUUCCGGUAUUUUUUGCUAAGCCAGAAGAUCAGAGAAAUCUAGCUUUUUAUUUUACAUCGAUGUUUGAUGAGCAGUGCCUCCUUCAGCUGGUAGAGCCUCAGAUUGUAAAGGAAUCUGGAAUGGAGCAACUCUUUGUGGUUGCAAAACUUGCCAGGAGGUGCUUAAAUUUGAAAGGAGAAGAAAGACCAAGCAUGAAAGAAGUUGCCAUGGAGUUAGAACGACUAAGGAGGUUCCAUAAGCAGCAGCUAGCUCUCCAAAAUCUUGAGUAAAUGGAAUACUUGCUAGAUGGGAUUGGACCUUCAACUGGUUGCGCUAAGGAAAGCUGAAUAAUAUAAUUUAGAAAUAUGUUAGCUUCCAUGGAUCUCCCAAGGUGAUGAAUUUAUUAGAAACUUCUCUCUUUCUAGAGAGCUGUUGAGAUAUUUUCUAUGCUAUUGAUGCUCUCUACCUUACUAAGCAGAUGUUGAUCAAAUUACUCUUUGAACUUUGCAUUUUGCUGCUAUCUCUAAUUUAUAUAUUGUACUAUGGAAGAUUUAUGUGAUAAAAACUAGCGAUCUAGCUAUAUUUAUUAAUGUAAUUAUUUCAUAUUGUACACUUGACUAUUUAAAUUUGUCCCUGACAUACUGUUUGGUGACAUGUACUGAAUACUAGUAGUUGAAUUUGUCAUACUUGGAUGAAGUGUAAGUGCUGAAUACUAUUGGUUGCUUCUAGAGUUCUUAGUGCUUGUUGAAAAUUAAUUACAUAUUUGCUUGUCUUCUGUUAGAUAGUUUUGGUUAAAUUGAUUAAAGGGUCAAAUAUAAUCUGUUUGAAAGCAUGAACAGCAUAGAACAAAUAAAAUAUACCGAACUAAUACUCCUAAAUUAUUUAGGAUUUUACAUAUAUACCCUUGCAGAUAUGA